Messenger RNA from Contarinia nasturtii (swede midge), 6930 nucleotides. Its product is annotated as leucine-rich repeat-containing protein 70. Gene Ontology annotation, molecular function: protein binding. The record is from RefSeq and is a predicted model, not a curated record. NCBI's taxonomy places the organism in Eukaryota, Metazoa, Arthropoda, Insecta, Diptera, Cecidomyiidae. The transcript is spliced from 10 exons. Bases 692 to 2188 code for a protein of 498 amino acids.
UCUUAAACUUGAUUUUUUUAUAUAUAUUUUUUUCGUUUGCUUUUAAAACCACGUUGAACAACUCAGUACAUAAAUAUAUUUAAAAAAUAAAUAUAUCGAAUUGGUAUAAGUGAAAUUUGAACCAAAAAAAAUAAAUAAAUAAAAUCAAUCCAAACAAUAUAUAAAAUAAUUUACCAUUUAUUUUCCGAUGUGAAUCUCAUAGAACAGACAAACCGAAAAGCACAUAGUUACAAAUACAAAUCGAAACGACAGUUUGAAUACAAUCUAAUAAAAAAAGUCGCAAACAAUAUACAGUUCGAACUUGUUCGUUUGAAUUUAAUCAGAAACGGAAAACGAAAAUUGGAUUCUUUUUCUUUUCACCGUUGCGUUCGUUAAAUCUUUUUUUUUUUCUUCGAUGUGUUUUCUUGGAAAAAGUUUCCAAAUUAUUGAAUUUUGUGCAUAAGUGUGGAAUAAAGCGAAAUUUUGGAGCAAGCAGAAUAUUCAAUCUCACCGAAAAUCGAUCAAAAGCAUAUAUAAAAUAAAACGCGAACCAAAAAUUACUUAUCUAAACUGGGAGAGUCAUAAUAAUGAGUAGCUUCCAUCAAGGAUUAUUUUGAGAGCGAAAUAAUACAACACCGAUCGUUUAACAGAUAAGUUUCGUAAAAACAAUCACCGUGCCGUGGAGAAUUUAGCAUAGACGACGGCUGGAACGAUGCCGUCAUUAAAUUACGCCGCUCUUGGCGUGCUUUAUGCACUCCUUGGGUUUAUCGGUUCAAACGAUAAUUUAAUUGGUCGAAUGGUAAUGGCAGAACCGCCGCAACAAACAUGUCCGUCAGUUAGCGAAAUAUCACCGUGCGCAUGCAGUGUGAAAAAGAAUGGACUUGAUAUAUUGUGCGAAACCACUGACAUCACUCACAUCAAUCGUGCAAUGACUAAACUAAAACAGAGAAAUCCAAUCAUAUUUUAUUUAAAAUUGCGUCACAACAAUCUACCAAAGUUGCAAGGUUUCGUAUUUCUCGCAUUAGAUAUUCGACAUUUAACCAUACACAAUAGCAGUUUGGCUGUUAUUGAGGAAACCGCACUGAGCUCAUUAGGAAAGGAACUGACUCAGCUCGACGUAUCUCAAAAUCAACUACAGAAUGUGCCGUCAACUGCAAUAAAAAAUCUACAUCAUUUGCUGAUAUUGAACUUGAAUCACAAUCGCAUCUCACAAAUACAUAAUCGGGCCUUCGAGGGAUUGGACACGUUGGAGAUAUUAACGCUAUAUGAGAAUAAAAUUAAUGUCGUCGAAGAGGGAGCAUUCCGGGGAUUGGAAAAGAAGCUUAAACGCUUGAAUCUCGGCGGAAAUGAAUUGACGUCAGUACCACAACGAGCCCUAUCCAUUUUUGAUAAUCUCAAAAAAUUGGAAAUUCAAGAGAACAAAAUCAAAGUAAUCAAAGAAGGAGAUUUUGAAGGUUUGAAAAAUUUGGAUUCGUUGAUUUUGGCACACAAUCAAUUGUCCAAGGUUCCGGCCAAUGUAUUCAGCCAUUUGACUCUAUUGAACUCACUUGAACUGGAAGGCAAUCAGAUCACGUACGUGGACAAAGAUGCAUUUGCUGGAUUAGAAGAAAACCUACAGUAUCUUCGUUUGGGUGAUAAUAAUAUUCAUCAAAUACCGAACGAUUCUCUACGUCCGCUACACCGUUUACGACAUUUGGACUUGCGUUCGAAUAACAUCACAGUCAUCCCAGAGGACGCGUUCAGCGGUUACGGAGACUCCAUAACCUUCCUGAAUAUACAAAAGAAUGGUAUUUCUGUGUUGCCGCAAUCAUCGUUUGAAAAUUUAAAUUCACUGGAAACGCUGAACAUUCAAAACAACAAACUGACUAAAAUAUCCGGAGAUGUGAUGGAACCAAUCAUCGACACUUUGCGUGUUGUCGACAUUGUCGAUAAUCCAUUGAUUUGUACCUGUGAUCUAAUUUGGUUUCCCCAAUUGUUACAAUCGCUAAAAGACCGCGACGACGAAAUGACACAGAAAAAGCGUCCAAUGUGCACAAUGGCCAACGAACAUCGUGAAUACUUUGUACAAUCAAUGCCAUUGGAACGAAUGAAUUGUGUUGGAAAACAAUUUCCACAGAGCUUACCUGUGGGUAGCGCUACAAAUACCAGUCAAUAUCAGCCAAUGAUACUACUAAGCUUACUUCUAUCAAUGAUUUCACUAUAUUUUUGAGCGGAUUGAUGAUUAACGCAAAUACAAAUACUCAUACAAAAAAAAACUGUAAAACACAAAAUUAAACUGCAAAAUAAACGCCCGUGAAAAUUUUUUGAUUUUCCAAAUGAACAUACAUAGUAGAAGAAAAAAACAAUUAAAAUAGAAUCAACUACGAAACGGUAAAGAAAGAAAGCAACGCAAAAAAAAAGAUUUUAACUAGAAAAGAAAUAUUUGCAGAGCAUGGCAAUUUGAUCAAUAAAUUCAGUGUAAAGUUGACAAAGUUUGUUUGGAAAAGAUCAUGUAAGGCUAUUACAAAAUUUCCAUUAAAGCGAAUUCGGUGUAUUUUCUAAAAAAAAAAAUCAGUAAUAUUCCUCUUGAUCAAAAGAUAGCCGCUGGCAUUUUUAUUUUGACACUUCCAAAGCUGAAUUCAAAACAUUUCAACCAUUUUUUUGUGUUUGUUUGAGAAAAAGAAGAAGAUAUAUCUUUUUCUGGCCUGAACACACAGUGAUUCUAAAGUGAGAAUAAAAAUGCAGCAGCAACAAAAAAGUUUUUCUCAUAAUUUUUGAUUUUCUCUCUCUCUCUCUUUCUCUCUCUCUCUUUCUCUCUCUCUUUCUCUUUUGUUUUCAUAUUAUCUUGAAAGUUUUUUUUUAUUUGCUUCUUUUAUGCAGUAAUUGGACUGACGCAAUUUUCAAUGUACGUUCAUUUUGUUUGCUAUCCAAUUUCAAAUUGGAUUACAUUCACCUUGUUUUAAAGCAUAAAUAAAUUAAUACGAUUUUUUUUUUAGUUUUGAAUUUCAAAAGAAACAACACGUGAAUAUAUAUAUAUAUAUUUAUAAAUUAAUUGGCACUGUUUCUGUUUUGUUGUUUCAGUUCCAGAAAAUUGAUGCUAUCAAAUGUGUCCGUUGAUAGCAUUAAUUUUAUUCUUGGCCAAUUAACAAUGUUUUUCAAUUAAUUUGAUUUGGCAUCUCUUUUUCUUCCACUUCAAUAGAGAUUUUUAUCACAUACACACACAAAUAUUUUAUCUAAAUAAUUAUUAAGCUCAUAUCAAUGUGCAUAACACACACAUUUAUUUUUAAAACAUGUACAACAACAAAAAAAAAAUACAAGCAAACAACUAUCUAAAUGUAUAUUUGAAUCUUCGUUAAAUUCGGUGGAGAUCUUACAUUUGAAAUAUUCUAAUCGAGUUUAAGCAUUUAACAAGGGAUACGUGUGCGUGUGUGUGUGAUUACUAUGCAACUAAAUAUUGCAUGCCUGUAUCGCACACAUCACACUCUAUACCAAUUUAUCAAGAUUUUUCUAAAUGGAAUAUUUUAAUUACGGUCAUUUAUUUUUCUCUCCCAAAAACAAAUUAUAUAUGUGUGAAAUGUUUUUAAAUGUUAAGCAAAAAUAAUGAUAUAUUUAAUAGCCAUACCAUACAGUUGCAUGAAUAAUAGUUUGAUUUUUCUCUAAAUCUAUUUCGUCUCCUUUUGAUGCUCCCUUCAUUGCAAACUACUCUUCAAAUAAUCUUUUGUCGAAUUGAAAUUCUAUGUGUACGUGUUGCAAAUUUCAUCUUUUUAUUUUCACAUAUUUUCUUUUUAGUCUUUUCAAACAAAACAAAAAAAAAAAAUAAUAUAAAUAAGUUUCUACAUAUAUGUGUAUAUUUAAAUCAAAAUCAAAUCAAUCCAACACAUUCGUACACGACAAGCGCAAAAGCCACAUUCAAUUGUUCCAAUUGGACUUUUUGUAUAUGUUAUGGUUCUCAGAGGGGGAGGAUAUGAUGUGUAUGUGCAUGUUUGUGUGUAUAUUGUGAGCUAGUGAAAAUUGAAUCGUUUUUUUUAUCGCUCUGUUACAGCAGUAGCAGCAGCAGCAACAAAAACAAUUCCUUUUGAUCUUGAUUUAAAUGGAACAUAAACGUUGAUUUGAGGAGAGCAUUGUACCCUGUGUUUCAAAUGGUUCUGCUAAUUUGUCGUUUCAAUCAGAGAUGCUGCUAUUCUUGUGCACAACGGCAUCAUCAUCAUAACAUACACAACACAGCUCACAUUCACACUCUACCAGAAGAAUGUGUGUAUGUGCAAAAAGCCAAUUAGACGUUGAAUUCAUCUGCUUGGAGGUUGAUUGUUUUGAGCAUCUGAUUGAGCAUCAAAUUUGCAACGAUGAAACACAAAAUGGGGACUUUGUGCCAACGCAUCAUUUCGUUUCAUGUUCAUUUCUGUUUCAAAACACACACAUACAAACACGCUCACUCCACUCACAAAAGUGGAAAGAAUCAAGAAAAUUUCGAUGAGAUUUAGAAGCAACAACAACAAAAAAAGAAAAGAUGUGAGCAGUAUAAGUUAUUUGUUAUCAAAUUCAGAGAAGAUAGCACAUAAUUUAUAUGCACACAAGCGUCGAGUGUUUUUUUCUACUCCCCCUGUGCUGCUGCGAACGUUGAUGAUUCAUGUCGAACGACAGAGAAAAAAGUGUAUCCAGAAAGAGGGCAUAAAAAAAUUCAAUUCAAACAAAGGUGAAAAUAGAGUGGCACCAAGCAACAUUGAAAAUCAACCAUCUCUGAUGGUUUUUUUUCCCGCUUAUGUUCACUUAUUUCAGUGGUUGCGCUUCGUAUUCGAAUGUCAUAUGGAUGAGAAUUUAUGGGGAGAAAAGGAAAAAAAAAAUGUUCUUUCUCUCUAUGAAAUGUGUUUCAGUUUCAUUUAAUACAAUUUGUGAUUACAUCAAUCUAAUAGUUGAAAAAAAAAUAUCGCGUGUAACGAAUGUAAAAAAAAAAUUGACCAGAAUGAAAGAGAAUUGUAUUUUUUUCGUUCUCACAAAUUGAUUACAAUUAUAUUAGUCUGUGUCAUGUAAAACAUAAUUACUAUAACCAUUGACUUUUCUCAUUUUUAUUCUCUCUCUUUCGAAUUGCACACUCGAAAUUUCAUUGUCAAUGCACGAAUCUUGAUUCAAUAAUAGAAUCUCGUCUUAUUCCAUUCCUCGCCGUUCACAAAUAUUACACACACAAAUCACAUUUUCACUCACUUCGCAUGAUAUAACCACAAGUGGUUUCUUUGUCCGAUAUUUUUUUUUCUUCUUUUUAUUUUUCUCAUUUUGCACACGUUUUUUUUUGUCCAAUAUUUUUUGUUGAAUUCUUUGACCCUGCGAUUCAUGGAAUUCUUCGACGCUGCGAUUCGUUCACCGAAUGACGAAAAACUCUGCGUGAAAUAUAUAAAUCUACAACAGAAAUGGAGUAAAAAAAUUCUUGCGAAUUUUCAUUCGUUCACUGAAUUCGGUGUUGAUAAAAGAAUCUUUUCACCGUACGGUGAAAGAAAAAAAAACCAGUCACGUUAUCAUCAUGAAACUUAAAAAUAUACAUGUGAAAUAUUUAUGAGUAAAAACCAAAAUACACACCCAAACUCAAAAAAGAAUCCUUCUUCAAACAUAUAAUAUAUAAAUAAUAUAUAAAAACAAAUAGAAUGCAAAAAAAAAAACUAAUAAACAAACAAACAAACAUGGUACAUUUUGUAAUUGUGAGACUCUAGAGUAUAUCGUGAAUAGCAAUCAUAUCGCAGCUGAAAAGCUCAACAAAUUUAAAUAACAAAAAAACAACAUACCACAAACAUGGUUAAGCCAAUUAUUAUUCAACAAACUAGCGAAUAGAAAAUAAUUGUAUUCUAAUCAAGAUUCUAAUCAAUGAACAACAUAAGAACAUAAUCAACAACAAAAUACCGCACACAUACAACAUAUUUUGCUGUCUUUUACUUUAUAUCUAAAUGUUCAAUGUUGAUUAAAUCGAAGUAUGUGUAAAUUCACCGAAAAAUGAAACGGUUAAUUUUAUUCUUGUAAAAUUGAACAAAAAAAAUUGUAUGCUCUAUAUUUUUUAAAACGUUAAAAAAACACACACACACACACACACACACAAGGAACGGAUCAAAUUGUUGCUUGCCCACAAAGUAUUCAUGAAAAAAUAAAACACGAAAUGGCAAGCAACACAAUCCAGUGGAGUAAGUUACCUUUGAAACAAAACCAACACAAACAUAUAUUGAAGAAAAUUAGCAAUAAAAACAACAUGAAGAAUUAUACAAAUGAAUCAACAUAUAAACAAAACUAAAUGUAUGUAUGAAAUGCAUCGUUGAUUGUAUCACAUUAAUAAAAUGAAACCAAAAGUGAGAUGAAUUUACCCAAGUGGCACGAAAUUGGCGAUGCAUUUCAAAAUAAGUUUUCUUUUGUAUUCAGUUUAGAUGUAUUUUGAGGUAUAUAAACUCAUUAUCGUAGAUCAAUUAAAGUGACUUGAGACAUUUUCAAUGCGUUGAUUUAAAUGAAAACAAAAUAUGGACUAAACAAAAAUCGAAAUUUCAAUUUGACAUAUCAUAUAUCAAAAUACAUAUCCAAAAUGAUUGAAAAAAAAACCCUUAGUGAUUGAAGUGAUGAAUUUGUGAACUUUUUUUUCGCGAACUUUUCCCAUUUUUAAAAUUCAAAUUCGAAUUAUAUAUAAUUUUCACAUAUCAUUGUGUUAUCAAGCUAUAGCUUAGCGCCUUUUUUAAAAAAUAUAUAUAGUAUAUAAUAUGGAAACUACAAAAUUUUACAGUGGCACGUAAUUGAAACGUGUUGAAUGUGUUGUGUGAAAAAAAUAUAAGGAUUCAGCUUUGAAAUAAUCAGAUCAUUUGCUUUAUGAAUAUAUCCAACAGCUUUUCUGUUGAUUACCAUCGAUGUUAAGCUGAUUUUAACCGCAAACAUGUUUCAUUCGAAGCCCUGUGUACGUUUUGGUUAAAUUCAUGUCUUUUUUCAUCAAAUAAAUGUGAAAUAUAAUUCCAA